Canis lupus familiaris (dog) is the source of this 9012-nucleotide messenger RNA. RefSeq names its product G protein-coupled receptor 179 (gene GPR179). The record is from RefSeq and is a predicted model, not a curated record. Gene Ontology annotation, cellular component: membrane. NCBI's taxonomy places the organism in Eukaryota, Metazoa, Chordata, Mammalia, Carnivora, Canidae. Gene Ontology annotation, biological process: G protein-coupled receptor signaling pathway. Gene Ontology annotation, molecular function: G protein-coupled receptor activity.
AAGAGGGGUGGUGCCAGGAUUAAGAGGGUUUGCAAUGGGGGGUCACACUGACAGAGGAGGGGCAAAGCCCUCAUGCCUACAUCUAGAAGCCAGCUGAUGACGUUAGAGAGCAGGAAAAACAGGCAAGACAGCGCAGUGUGAGAGAGAGGGGGAGAGAGGAAGAGAGAAAGCCAGGAUAGGAGGCGUGGAGCCAGCCAGCCUCUGCCUGGGCUCUCCUGAGCCACCAGAUUCCCCAGGCAGCCUGGACCACAAGGUACCCGAGAACUGCCUUGAGGAUGGGCACCAGGGUAGUGGUCUCACCCCACCCUGUGUGGGGGCUGCUGGGCUGCUGUUUCCUCUGCAGCUGGGCUCUGGGGGGUCCGCGGCCCUCCCGCUCUCUGCCACCUCUGUCCUCCCAAGUCAGACUGGGGUCUGUGCCCAUGUGGGUGCCCCCAGAGAGGGCUGAGGCAGCCCUGGCUUUUCUCUACUCUGGUGAUGCCCAACAGCUGUUGGGGGCUAAUUGCAGUGAGCGCUACGAAGCCCAUGGCGCAGGAGCCAGACCAGGGCUCCCCCCAGUCCUAUGGAGGGCAGCAGGCACCCUCGUCCAGGCUGCUAAUUUCCUCAACAUGCUGCUACAAGCCAACGACAUCCGUGAGUCCAGUGUGGAGGAGGAUGUGGAGUGGUACCAGGCACUGGUCCGCAGUGUGGCCGAGGGGGACCCAAGGGCAUACCGGGCUUUUCUGACCUUUGACCCUCCACCAGGGGCCAGCCACCUGCAGCUGGCCCUGCAGGCCACCCGGAUGGGGGAGGAGACCAUCCUUCAAGACUUGUCUGGGAGCAGAGUACAGAAGGAGAGCCCUACCCGGGCCCCGGACACCUCUUCCCUACAGAAGCGAGUGCUGACCAAUGACCUAGGGAGCCUCGGCAGCCCCAAGUGGCCACAGGGGGAUGGCUAUGUGGGGGACAUGCAGCAUGUGAAGCUAUCUCCUCCCUUUCUGGAAUGCCAGGAGGGUCAGCUCCGUCCUGGCUGGCUUAUCACACUUUCUGCCACCUUCUAUGGACUCAAGCCAGACCUCAGCCCAGAGGUCAGGGGGCAGGUGCAGAUGGACGUGGAUCUUCAGAGUGUGGACAUCAAUCAGUGUGCCAGCGGGCCAGGCUGGUACUCUAACACACACAUGUGUGAUCUCAACAGCACCCAGUGUGUCCCCUUGGAGAGUCGGGGCUUUGUCCUUGGCCACUACCUUUGCCGCUGCCGACCCGGCUUCUAUGGGGCAAGCCACUCUGGGGGGUUAGAAAAGAGUGCUGCCCAGCCGACUGGACAAUUCGCGUCCUCUCAAGGCAGCUCUGGGAGGCUGCUGCAGUGCCAGCGAUGUGCCGAGGGCUGCACCAGCUGCAUAGAUGCCACGCCGUGCCUGGUGGAGGAAGCCCUGGCGCUGCGGGCAGCACUGCUAGCCUGCCAGGCCUGCUGUAUGCUGGCCGUCUUCCUGAGCAUGCUGGUCUCCUACCGUUGCCGCCGGAGCAAGAGGAUCCGAGCCUCUGGAGUUGUCCUGCUGGAAGCCAUCCUUUUUGGAUCCCUGCUGCUCUACUUCCCUGUCUUCAUCCUGUACUUCAAGCCCAGUGUAUUCCGCUGCAUCGCUCUCCGCUGGGUCCGGUUGCUGGGUUUUGCCGCUGUCUACGGCACCAUUAUACUCAAGCUUUAUAGAGUGCUCCAGCUGUUCCUGUCUCGAUCGGCCCAGCGGGGCCCCCACCUGAGCGAUGGGCGUCUGCUGCAGCGGCUGGGGCUGCUCCUGAUGCUAGUGCUGGGCUUCCUGGUGGUGUGGACGGUGGGGGCCCUGGAACGAGGCAUCUACACGCCCCUGGUAGCCCGAGGCCACACUCCCACGGGCCGCCACUUCUACCUCUGCCAUCACGACCGCUGGGACUACAUCAUGGUUGUGGCCGAGAUGCUGCUCCUGUGCUGGGGCAGCUUUCUCUGCUAUGCCACCCGAGCUGUACCCUCAGCCUUCCACGAGCCGCGCUAUAUGGGCAUCGCCCUGCACAAUGAGCUGCUGCUCUCUGCUGCCUUCCACACAGCCAGGUUUGUGCUGGUUCCUUCCCUGCACCCAGACUGGACCCUGCUCCUCUUCUUCUUCCACACCCAUAGCACGGUCACCACUACACUGGCUCUGAUCUUCAUUCCUAAGUUCCAGAGGCCGGGGGCUCCUCCCCGAGAGGAGAUGGUGGAUGAGGUGUACGAGGAUGAGCUGGACCUGCAGCGCUCAGGCUCCUACCUGGACAGCAGCAUUGCCUCAGCCUGGAGUGAGCGCAGCCUGGACCCUGGAGACAUUCGGGACGAGCUAAAGAAGCUCUACGCCCAGCUGGAAGUCCACAAGACCAAGGAAAUGGCCGCGAACAACCCGCACCUGCCUAAAAAGCGGGGCAGCUCGCGCCAGGGCCUGGGCCGCUCCUUCAUGAGGUACCUGGCCGAGUUCCCAGAGGCCCUGGCCCGCCAGCACUCCCGGGAUUCGGGCUCCCCCAGCCGCAGCAGCCUGCCCGGCUCCUCGCGCCGCCGGCUCCUCGGCUCCGGCCUCCAGGAGUCCGAAGGGCCCCCGCCCCUGCGCAAGUCCCGCAGCACCUACGACCACGACCGCCACGGCCACCACCGGGAUCAGGACCCGCCGCUCCUCGACUCGCUGCUGCGGAGGAAGCUGGCCAAGAAGGCCUCAAGGGAAAGCAGGGAGAGUCGGGAGUCAGGGGAGGGGCCCCCCGCCCUGGGCUUCAGGUCAGCCAGUGCCCACAACCUGACGGUGGGCGAGAGGCUCCCCAGGGCCCGGCCCGCGCCGCUGCAGAAGUCGCUGAGCGUGGUGGCAGGCUCCCGGGAAAAGGCCCUGCUCGUGGCCAGCCAGGCCUACCUGGAGGAGACCUAUCGGCAGGCCAAGGAGCGAGAGGAGAGAAAGAAGGCCGAGGCAGCCUCGGCGAGCCCCGGGAGGAGGCCGUCGGCCAGGAGGCUGGAGCGAGCUCAAAGGGCCCCCCUGUCAGCCCCACCCUCCCCAGCCAAGAGCCGCAGUGUGGACAGCUCCCACACCACCGGGAGGCUUCAGGAGGAGGCUGCCAGAAGGCUGCCUCACCCACCUGUCCGGCACCAGGUCUCCACACCCAUCAUGGCCCUGUCUGGAACCUGCCCGGGAGAGCCAAGGAUGCUAUCUCCCACCUCCACCUUGGCUCCAGCUCUGAUACCAGCUCCAGCCCCAGCCACGACCCCGGUCCCGGUCCCAGUCCUGACCUCGGUCCCCGUCCCUGCCCUGGCACCAGUCCCGGUACCCCCCCAAAGCCCCAGCUUACUCACCUUCAUCUGCCCCUGGGAGAAUGCAGAACUGCCAGUCAAGAAAGGAAAUGUGGCUCAGGAAGUUCCCUCAGGCCCAGAGCGAAGCAGCCUGUCCCCUGCCCCAGCUCGGGCCAAGCUCUGGAGAGCCCUCUCUGUUGCAGUCGAAAGAAGGGGCACUGGAGAGAAUGGGGUGGACAUAGAGGAUGGACGUGUCCAAGGGGGAGUUGAUGAGGGGGACGAGGACAAGCCCAAGGUCUUCUCUAAAUCCCACAGCCUCAAGACCCCUGUUCAGCAGGGCUCCAUGCACAGCCUAGGCUUGGCUAUCAAAGCGCUGACCCGUUCUCGGAGCACUCACAAAGAGAAGGAGAGCAGGGAAGAGAGUCCCGAGACCGAGAAGGGAAGAACUUCAGGAGAGGGUGUGGGGGCGUGCCCCAGGUCUCCCAGGCUAGGCCGGCCCAAGGCGGUGAGUAAGCAGGCUGCCCUUGCACCCUGCGAGGAUGAGGAGUCCCUCCAGAACCAACAGAACGCUCACACCAGCAGAAUGCUUCAAGUCUGUCACCAGGAGGGCAGCAGGGAACAAGCUGACAGAGGUAGGAGGCCAUCCCAGGGUCCAGGGGAGGGGAAAGUAGAGAGAGUGGGUAAAGCCAGGUCUGCUACACUGACACAAGCCAGGCAGGGCACGGUUGGGGACAAAAGCACUGAGCGAGCAAAAGAAGCCGCUGUGGCGGGGCGGGAACUGCUCAGAGCUGGCUUUCAGUCCCUAGGCAAUGCUGACCGCAGGGUGACAGAGGUACGCCCCUGGGAAGUCACAGAGUCAGAAGUGUGGCAGCCUGACAGUAGCAACAAGGCCCAGAUCUGCCCCUGGGAGGUGAGCGAGGGAGCCCCUAAGAAGGGGGCAUUACGACAAGAUCUAGAUGACACUCAAGAGAGAGGGAAAGCCUCAGGAAAGCCAGAGCCCCAAAAUGUGGUUGUUGCUCGGAAAAAGCCAGAGAGGCUGGUCAGAGGGCAGGAGGCCAUAUGUCCCUGGGAGGGUACCGAUCCUGGGAGUCAGUCCCCUCGGUCAGCCUCUCAGGACUCUGAUAGAGCCAAGGGCAAGUCUGAGGCAGUGGGCAGAACAGAAGCUAGAGGGAUGGAGAAGCAUCAGCAGGAAGCCAUUAGCCCCGAAGUUCAUCCACCUGACAUUGCAGAGCUCUGCCCCUGGGAAGCAUGUGAGGGAAAGAAUGGGAAACCAUUCCAGGAGGGAGUGAAGAAGCUUCCCCAGGAAAAGCAGGAAACCUCCAAGAAAGCUACUUUCUGGAAAGAACAGAAACUGAGUGGAGACUUGGAGUCUUUUUGUCCAUGGGAGAGGACAGAUUUCCGGGGUCCCUCAGCAGUCUCUACCCCAGUCCUGGGAACUGCAGGGUGCUCCGGGAGCUUGGGCAGUAGCAUCUCAGAGGUGUGUCCAUGGGAGUCAGGAGAUGCUCCUAUCAGGAAAGCAGAGAUCUGUCCCUGGGAGCUGGGUGAUGAGGUAGCAGGAAAGGAAAUGCUAAGUCAGGGGACAAGUGGAGAAUUUCUCCAGGAAAAGGGGAAGGCCUCCAGAAAAGGGCUCUUUGGAGAGAUGGGAGAACAAACCGGGAAGGCAGUGGAGAAAAGUCAUCAACAGCAGGAGUCAGUGUGUCCCCCAGAGAGUAGAGCCCUUGGGCCCUCCAGCCCACGUCUAGAUAAUUCCUCAGCCAAAGUUGGUGGCCAACUCUUUAGCAAUGGAGGAAGAGCAACGCAGGUAGGUCCCCAGGGAGAUUCCAGGCCAGAGCUAAAGGAAGUAACACCUGCCAGGGCAGAACUCUGUCCCUGGGAGGUAAAUGAAAGAAUAAGAGAGGACUGGACAACGGGCCAGACAACAAAAGCAGGAGGAUCUCAAAAGGAUGUGGAGAAAGCACCUGGAACAUCAGGGAUGAGAGAUGGCACACCUUGGGAAAAGCCCAAGGAACAGAUCCCAAAGCAGGAAGCAGUCUGUCCUUGGGAGAACGUGGACCCUGGCAGCUUCUCCCCACAGCCGGGCUCUCAAGACACAGAUGGACCCAAAGCCAGUUUUCAUACAUCAGGCAAGGUGGGAAGUAAAACUGCCGAGGUCUGUCCAUGGGAUGCGGAGGACACUGUGCCUGCCGAGAAGGCUGAGGUCUGUCCCUGGGAGGUGAGUGCUGAAGCGAGGCAGGAAAGGGCUUUGGGAGUUGAGGCCACUAGGAAAUUUCCAAAUGACACAGGAAAGGCUUCUGCGGGUCCCGGACCCAGUGAGACAGCUGUUACUGCUUUGAAGAUGCCAGAGAGGCCAGCCUGGGAGCGAGAGGUGGCCUGUCCCUGGGAAAGCUUGGAUCCAGGCAGCUCCUCUUGGCAUUCUGACACUCUGGGCACUGACAGACCAAAAGCUGGAUUCCAGGAGCUAGACCGGGUGGGCUGCAGGGCAGCUGAGGUGUGUCCCUGGGAAGUGGAGGAAGCACCUACCAGUGAGAAAGCCAAGAUCUGUCCCUGGGAGGUGAAUGAAGGAGCUCCUGGGAUGGGAUUGGAACAAGAGAGCGGAGGUGACUCAGCAAGGCAGGGGGAGAAAACUCUAGAAAAGGAGAGACUCACCUCCUCCGGAGAAGAUAUAUCAAAUCAGGAGACAAAACAGAGUCAAGAGCAGGAAGCUAUUUGUCCUUGGGAGGACUUGAGGGAACCCCCUGCUCAGGGUGCUGAGGUCUCAGACUCGUCUCUCAGCAUGAGUAGCAAAGUGGCAGAGGGAUGUUCCUUGGAGGUAAGGAAUAAGGCAGCAGAGAAAGGGGACCUGACACAAGACCCAAAGAUGGGCUCCCUCCCACAACACAAAACCCCAGACAAAGCCUCAUCUUCAACGGCAGGAGAAUUCACUACUGAAAAUGAGAGGGAAGCAAGCCACGAGCUACAAUCGAUCUGUCCAUGGGAAAGUGGGGCCCCAGCCAGUGCUUUCUCCCCCCCAGACAGUCAGUGCCGUAACCUACCUAAAGCUGGCUCUCAGGGACUGGCUGAGGUGUGCCCGUGGGAUGCUCCCACACCUGACAGCAGCGCCAAAGCGGAGAUCUGCCCCUGGGAGGUAACUGAAGGAGUCCCUGACGAAGUAAUGGCAAGCCAAGACAGAAAAGGAAAACCUCCAGAGGAGAAAGAGAAAGCCCCAGGAAGACCAGAGCCCAAAGCUGUGGCAGCUCAAGAAAAGCCAGAGAGGGCUGAUGGGAGAAAGGAGGCAGUGUGUCCCUGGGAGAGGCAAGAUUGUGGGGCUCCGUCUCCACAGCCAGCCCCACGAGCUGCUGACAGAAGCAAAGGCAGUUCUGAGGUGGCAGGCAGUGUGGGGGCCAAGGUGGCAGAAAUGUGUCCGUGGGAAGCAGAAGAGGCUCCUGCUAAAGCAGUGGAAAUCUGCCCUUGGGAGGUGAAUGAAGAAGCCACAGAGAAAGGGAGACUUGAGCAAGAGGUGGACAGUAAAUCCCCAGGACAGGGAGAAAUCCUUCAAAAGAUAGCACCUGAAGGGAAUGAAGAACACUUCCUCAAAGCAGCAGAAGUCAGCAGAGAGCAGGAGACAGUCUGCCCCUGGGAAGAUGCAAGUUCAGGGGCACCUGUCCCCCAGCCAGAUGCUCCGAAUGCUUGCCCACCCAAAGGCAGUCCCCAUGGAGCAAGCGGUAUGGUGAGCAGGAUGGCAGAGCUGUGUCAAUGGGAAGUCACAGAUCCAGAAGGAAAUAAGAUAAGGGGCACCAUGGCAGACAUUUGUGAUUGGGAGGGACCUGGAGCCCCCUCUGAGGAAUUUGGCCUUUUGGCUUUACCAGCAACUCGGACAGAAAUAUUUUUCCCCACGGCCCCUGAGAACCCACCAUGCCUUUUAGUUCACAGACCUGCAGGCGGCUUACUUCCAGAGAGCAAAAGCCCCCGCCCUGAGGUGAGCAAGGUACCCACCACUUUUACUCCGGAAGGUGCCAGAGAGCUCCAAGGAACUUCAGGACAUGGGCCGAGGACUGGCUCAGCCCCAGAACUGAGUCUCCAAGAAGCUGAAGCUCAGGAACCCUCCCUCUUAACUGAAGACCAAGGACAAGUGGCUUCUACAGCUCUACAUGAGCAACUCUCCCCUCCAACUGUCUAUCCUUGGGACUGCGAGUAACAAAUCCAUCAGGUGAGGUCAAAUGUCAAGUGGCUGGUUUUCAGGAGCCAAGGUCCCUUCCAAGUCCUACACGUUCCCAAAGAGCUCAGGCGGAGACACGUGGCCACUUCCCCUUUCCAACGAGGCCAGAAGUCGACUCAUUCCGAAAACAGACUGUACAAGACAGGAGUGGCUUGGACCCCCACACAAAGUCUCACCCUCUCUUUACUUCCCACUCUGGUUCCUGCUCCAGUGAGCAAAGGCCAGACCCUCUGCUUCUAACUAAUCCUCCCAUCCAGUUAGAGGACUCGACACAAGCUGUGUCUGGAUACCCACUUGUAAAGCAAAUGUUAAGGAUGAAAGAAGUCAGCAGGCCCAGCCCACGUUUUCUCAUAAGGAGACCCCCUUUUCUGACCACUUCUUGAGAAGAAAUGAACCCAUUGAGGUACUGGCAACAUUAGAGACUGAAGAGGGCCAUCAAAGUCACCAUGGGCAGCUUGAGAAGCUGCUUACUUCAAGUUCAAAGAUAAGUCAGGGGAAAACUUAAAUGGCUCAGGAGGGGCCUGAAAUGCCUUAAUGACCUUGCUGUUUGGACUCUGGAUCCUGCCUGGACUCUGGAUUCCUGCCGUAUUGAUCCACAUACCUGCCCUGCUUGGCUGCUGAUGGAGAGCCGAUCAAGCACCCUAACUUCCUAAUCAAUGUCUGGCCCAAAGCAACACCAGACAGAGCACAAGGAGGAGAGGCAGUGGCUCCUAGUCCCCCUCACACUAGCCAAGCGGAAGCCCUCCCUUCUAGACACCCUCUCCAGUCUAAGGAGUGUGCCCCUUGCUAGCUUUUUCAGAUGGCUCCUCCCUACUUCUGCCCCAUCUUUUCCAUCUGGAGUUCACCUCACUGGCUCAUUCUCCUGCCAAGGUCUGAGGGCAGAGGGAUGGGCAUCACGGAAACACAGAGCCUUCUUAGUGGGCUAGGUUCUAUCCUCUCCAGUCAGUUCAGGCUACCUUGCUUAAGUGGUCCUAAGGAACAGUGCUGGAAUGAAGAUGCUAUCAGAGGGAGCUGAGGAAGGCAAAAAGCACUGGUCAAUGAAGUCCUGGCAUUGGCAGACGUGAGGUGGGAGGGGGAAACAGGCAGACUAAACAUGGCAGAGCUUGGCAGGGGCCCUGAGGAUGGCAGUCAGCCCACCCUCUAACUGCCCAGAUCCUGAUGCCAUUCACGGGGAAGAAAAAGACAAAACAAGGAGACCAAAUACCCAAUGGGAAAAAAAUGAGUCUGCACAUAAAUACUCUGGGAAGCUUCAGGACUGCCAGGAAAGUAGCAAAAUGCUCCAUUUCCAAAAAACAAGGAAUGGAAAAACCCCAGCCGUUCUGGAACCAGAUGCCCUUGUUCUCAUAUCUAGCCCCUCCCACCUACCUGGUCCCUUGCCCCGGGAUUUCAGAGCAGUAAUUAAAGUGUACUGUUGCUCUGGGCUCUGGCUAGUUAACCUCACCGCUGAGAAUUUUGCUAAGCACACAUCAGAACAAUUCCAUUGGGUCGAGUCUAGCUCGGAACAGAAAAGUUGUUCCUAUAACCCCUGUUGUGAAAUAAACCAUGGGGAAAAAAAAUAAAGAGUGCUUUUCCUUGA